This is a messenger RNA of Thalassophryne amazonica, 1660 nucleotides long. It is a transcript of the gene dusp5, whose product is annotated as dual specificity phosphatase 5. Gene Ontology annotation, biological process: negative regulation of MAPK cascade; endoderm formation; protein dephosphorylation. The record is from RefSeq and is a predicted model, not a curated record. Lineage: Eukaryota; Metazoa; Chordata; Actinopteri; Batrachoidiformes; Batrachoididae. Gene Ontology annotation, cellular component: nucleus; cytoplasm. Bases 127 to 1257 code for a protein of 376 amino acids. Gene Ontology annotation, molecular function: MAP kinase tyrosine/serine/threonine phosphatase activity; protein tyrosine/threonine phosphatase activity. The transcript is spliced from 4 exons.
CCGGAAUCCCCUCAGAGGAAAUGUAGGCACGGACACGCGGGGGGCUCUUCGCUGACAGGAGCCACAGCAAUUCUUAAGGCAAUAAUUCAACAACAACAACAACAAAACCCUCCCACAGACGUCACGAUGAAGGUGACCAGCAUCGACUGCCGGCGUCUGAGGAAAAUCAUCCGUAAGGAGUGUGGAAGCUGCCUUAUCGUGGACUGCCGACCGUAUUUCUCCUUCACCAACUCCAACAUCAGAGGCUCCGUCAACGUCAACCUCAACUCCGUGGUGGUCCGGAGGUCCCGAGGAGGGCCGGUGCCUCUGCAGUUUGUCAUUCCGGACGAGAGAGCCCUGUUCCGGCUUCGAGAGGGCAGCAUCUCGGCGGUGGUGGCGCUGGAUGACCGGACGUCCCACUGGCAAAAACUGAAGAAAGACAGUGUGGCACAAAUAGUCAUCAAGACGCUGUCGCACCUCGUGAGCCGAGCAAAGAUCUGCUUCCUAAAAGGAGGAUACGAGAACUUCCGCUCUCAGUACCCUGAACUUUGCGCUGAGGUGAAACCCAUCGACCAGAGCGGAGGUGAAGCUGAGAAAAAAACCGACAGCCACAGCGAGAAGCUGUGUCACCACAAACCAGAUUAUGAUCAGGGUAAACCUGUAGAAAUCCUACCUUUCCUCUACCUCGGUAGUGCCUACCAUGCUUCCAGACAGGACUAUCUCAGUGACCUUCACAUCACAGCCUUGCUCAAUGUGUCACGCAGGGAUCUGCAACCUGGCAAAGGCCAGUACAACUACAAGUGGAUCCCAGUGGAGGACAGCCACAUGGCCGACAUUAGCUCCCACUUCCAAGAGGCCAUAGACUUCAUUGAUGAUGUAAAGCAAUCAGGGGGAAAAGUCCUGGUCCACUGUGAAGCAGGAAUCUCUCGCUCUCCGACCAUCUGCAUGGCCUACAUCAUGAGGACCCAGCAGCUCCAGCUGGACGCAGCCUUCGACAUCAUCAAACAGCGACGGGCCAUCAUCUCGCCCAACUUCAGCUUUAUGGGCCAGCUGCUGCAGUUUGAGUCGGAGGUGCUGUCCAUGGCACCAGUUCAUGCCACCACCCCAGAACCGGCCACACCCUGCGCUCCAGAGUCUGCCUCCUUUUUUACCAAUGACUUUGUCGCCACAAACUUUAAUACCAAAAACUUUGAGCCUUCCCUGUUCACCCUCCCUACAUGCCUGCAGUCCCCGGUCCACCACCAGUUAAACCGGAGCCCACUAACUGCACUGCCUUAAUACAAACUGUGACUGCAUGUAGUCUUACUUGAAGAAGAAAAGAAUAAAUAUUUAAUAGCUGUUUGCUCGGUGUUCUAACCAGCGGAUCAGAUAGUUUGAAAAUCAGCAACAUAAAGAAAGAAGCUUAAAUUGUUAGUAGUAAGUUGAUAGGACUUGAUAUGAGGUAUUUAAUCUUUGUUGACUUCAGACUAUGAUGCUGUUUUCCUGUUGUCUGAUCUGAAGUGAAGAAGCAACACAAAACAGUGUUAAACAGCAAUAUACAUGCCUUAGGUUGAUAUUGUGAUUUAUUUGCCUACACAGAUCCAGUCAGGCAUUUGAGCCUAAUUGAUUUGAAAAUCAGUUUGUCAGAUUUGUUUUUCAAUAAUUACGUAUGUCAAUACAUGUUAAAUAAAUGUUUUCACCU